Heterotrigona itama is the source of this 1049-nucleotide messenger RNA. NCBI's taxonomy places the organism in Eukaryota, Metazoa, Arthropoda, Insecta, Hymenoptera, Apidae. The record is from the annotation of a GenBank genome assembly.
ACGUACUCGUACGUGCGUAGGUAGGUAGGUAGGUAGAGCGAGAGAGGCUAUCAUGUACGGGCCGUGGGUGCGACCCAUGGGUGUUUCGCGGUUCGUUGCGGAUCGAUAACACGGUGAAGAAGAGUAUCGAGAGAGCGCGGCGCGCGUCUGGAUCGACCUAAAGUAGUAGGAACGCAGCUGUUCGCCGUAGUAGUGGCACGUUCCCCGUCGCGACUCGCCGAGGGAGAUUGCCUGUCGCCGACUGGCGCCGCGCUGGUCCUCGCUUCGCGUGUCCUCUCACGUUUGUUUCGAUCGAGGGGAUCACCUGGUAGCCCGCUGCUACCUGUAAGCGGUCAGAGCGACAAACGGAAGUCGCCGAGAAACGUCGACCGUGAAACUUGGCUGGAACUGGUCGGGCGGGAAUGAAACGAGGUCAGUCGUCAGUUUGCGUUGAUAUCGGUGACUGGAGGAAAUGAAAGUAACGAAAGUAAACGUAAUGGUAGAUGCGGCAAAAUAAAACGGCGCUUGCGCCACGCGGAUCGCGAACGACCACGCGCUGCGACGAGCGGAAAAGGGAGAGACAGACGCGCGUUGCAGUGACGACUUUCGGAGACGACGCGACGCGACGCGUGCACGCGCAGGUGUUUCCGUGGAUAAAUACACCGGCAAACGAACGAAAAGGCGCACGUUGCAACGGUUACACAUACUGUCACGUACAAUCACGAUGAACGAAUAAACGGAGGAGCUCUAUGUGUAAUUAUAGAACAUCGGCCGAGCGUGAAGAGGCGGCAAUGAAAUCGAACGUGCUUAUGGCUCGACCAAGUGGGAACAAUUACGAUUACAGUCACGAUCACAGUCAUCACGCUCAUCACGGUGAUCACACUGUUAUCGGCGACGUCACCGUGCCGAGAUUGCCUUUCAAAGGAUCGAGAUCGAUCAGAGAGAAGUAUCGUUAGCCUACACAGACCACACACGAUCUCUGCAACGAUAACGACGCGAAUAACGUCUUCUCGACGUCUUCCCAAACGCGAGCCCCCUCGGUACAUCGAGAGAGAGAGAGAGAGAAAGAA